AUGGCAGAUCCCAAAACACCCCCUGCGCAGCAUGAUGAGGCUCCCACAGCAGAGAUGCUCGCCUCAGACGCAAAAGUCGCUGCUGAAGCAGAACACCACAUGACGCUAUGGCAAGCUUGCAAAACAUACCCCAAAGCCAUAGGCUGGUCCGUCUUGCUCUCUACCACCCUCAUCAUGGAAGGCUACGACCUUGCCUUACUCGGCAACCUCUACGCAUCACCCGUGUUCAACCAGAAAUUCGGCGAGUAUAACGCCGAAAAAGACAAAUACGCUGUUACUGCAGCUUGGCAAUCUGGACUCUCCAAUGGUGCACGCGCAGGCGAAAUCAUAGGCCUAAUUCUCGCCGGAUGGGCGUCUGAUCGCUAUGGCUACAAAAUGACAACCGUCGGAGCCCUCGUCCUCAUGAUUGCAUUUGUCUUCGUCCUUUUCUUCGCACCCAAUGUCAAGAUCCUUGUUUUGGGAGAAGUACUCUGUGGUAUUCCUUGGGGUGCAUUCCAAUCCGUCACACCUGCAUAUGCGUCCGAAGUAGCACCGGUUGUGCUCCGACCUUACCUUACGACUUUUAUCAACAUGUGUUGGGUUAUUGGACAGUUUUUUGCUGCUGCUGUUAAUAAAGGUUCUGUUGGACGGGGUGAUGAGUGGGCUUAUCGGAUUCCGUUUGGUGUGCAGUGGGUUUGGCCUGUUCCUAUCCUUGCAGGUGUCAUAUUUGCUCCCGAAUCGCCUUGGUGGCAUGUUCGAAAAGGCAAUCGCGCCGCCGCAAAGAAGUCCCUUCUUCGACUCACAUCACCCAACCAACCUAACUUCAACGCAGACGAUACGAUUGCCAUGAUCGAACAUACAAAUGAGAUGGAAAAGAACUUGAAAGAGGGCACAAGCUACAGAGACUGCUUUAAGGGUAUUGACCUCCGACGAACAGAAAUUGUCGUGGGCAUCUGGCUUGUCCAAACUCUCGGCGGUCAAAACCUCAUGGGAUAUUUCUCAUAUUUCUUGACACAAGCAGGCAUGGAUGCAAGUAACUCAUUCUCGCUAUCCAUGGCGCAGUACGCUCUUGGUAUGGUCGGUACAUUCGGCUCUUGGUUCCUAAUGGCCAAAGUCGGUCGCCGAACGAUUCAUUUCACAGGCCUUUGCACUCAACUCCUCAUCCUCAUAAUCGUCGGCUCCCUCUCGUUCUCCAACAGCAACGGUUCAGUCUGGGCCAUUGGCGCAAUGCUAAUCGUCUUUACUUUCGUCUACGAUUUCACUGUCGGACCAGUUACCUAUUCCCUCAUCUCCGAACUCUCAUCCACACGUUUGAAGGCGAAGACUAUUGUCAUGGCUCGCGCUGCGUAUAAUGCCAGCAAUAUUUUCGUCAAUGUCAUGACGAAUUACCAAUUGUCUUCGACGGCGUGGAAUUGGGGUGCGCGCACGGCUUAUUUCUGGGCGGGUACUUGUUUGAUCUCUGCGAUUUGGGUGUAUUUCAGAUUGCCUGAGCCUAGAGGUCGGACUUAUGCUGAGUUGGAUGUUUUGUUUGAGCGACGCGUGUCGGCUAGGAAAUUUGCUUCGACCAAGAUUGAUCCUUAUUCUGAUCAUGUCGCGUCUGGAAAGAACAUGGCAGUUGAGAAGGAGAUGCAGUAA
Molecule: messenger RNA, 1614 nt
Organism: Fusarium coffeatum
Lineage: Eukaryota; Fungi; Ascomycota; Sordariomycetes; Hypocreales; Nectriaceae
Exons: 3
Coding region: 1-1614 (537 amino acids)
Biological process (GO): carbohydrate transport; transmembrane transport
Cellular component (GO): membrane
Molecular function (GO): carbohydrate:proton symporter activity
Source: RefSeq, a predicted model, not a curated record